Molecule: messenger RNA, 498 nt
Organism: Hibiscus syriacus
Lineage: Eukaryota; Viridiplantae; Streptophyta; Magnoliopsida; Malvales; Malvaceae
Product: GDSL esterase/lipase At1g29660-like
Exons: 4
Coding region: 7-498 (163 amino acids)
Molecular function (GO): hydrolase activity, acting on ester bonds
Source: RefSeq, a predicted model, not a curated record
AGUAAUAUGGGGAAAUGGUCUGGGGUUGUAGUGGUACUGUUGGUUUUGAAUUUGUGUUUACGCGUUAGAGUUGCUCCCCAAGUUCCUCGCUACUUUAUCUUCGGGGAUUCAUUGGUGAAUAAUGGGAAUAAUAAUCGACUCUCGUCAUUGGCUAGGGUUAAUUACUUGCCUUAUGGGAUUGACUUCCCUAAUGGACCCACUGGAAGGUUUUCUAAUGGUAAAACCACCGUCGAUGUCAUAGCUCAACUUUUGGGCUUUGACAAUUACAUCCCGCCUUACUCCACCGCUAGCGGUGGACAAAUACUUGGAGGGGUUAGCUGCCGGGAUCAACUGGGAGCUCGAAUGAGUUUCAGCGGCAGGCAAUAUAACCCAGAGCAAUUUGCUGAUGUUCUUAUUCAAGAAUACACUCAGAAGCUUCAGGUUAAAGCACAGCAUCUCAUUUCCAUUGAUCUUUACACAUAUCCCCCAGUUUUGUCUCCCACAAAUCUCCUCUAUUGA